This is a messenger RNA of Puccinia graminis f. sp. tritici CRL 75-36-700-3, 1116 nucleotides long. RefSeq lists its product as uncharacterized. The transcript has 11 exons. The record is from RefSeq and is a predicted model, not a curated record. Bases 1 to 1116 code for a protein of 371 amino acids. NCBI's taxonomy places the organism in Eukaryota, Fungi, Basidiomycota, Pucciniomycetes, Pucciniales, Pucciniaceae.
AUGAAUUUGAUAGAAUAUGCUACGAAGCUCAACAUAACCAACUUUGUCUGUGGUGUCGGAGGCGCUUGUAAUGCCGGACAGCCUUGUUACCCACUUGAAACCGUCGAUUGGUACAUUUUAUUUGCGGUUCAACAGUGGAAUUCUUACAUGAACGUUUAUUACGAAGCAGCGGGUUAUGGAAUUGCAAUCGUCCAAUCAAGCAUCAAUGCAUUAAUAGCAUCACUUUUUCCUGCAAGUGACACCACAGCGAUACAGAACGUCAAGGCAAACCUUGGAAUCCAGGCAUCCUUGUCACAAGUGACUGGAACAGUGAUGAUGGAUUUCAUGCUUGCUAUUGGUUCAACAUCUGGACCCUGGUUUGCUGCUUUUGAUAUCCUCAACUUUCUCCUGACAGCAGUACAAGGAGCUGCCGCGUUUGCGAUCAAGGAGCCGCCAGCUCCUCUGCAAGAUGGGUUUUACCAGUGGUCGAACGUGGCUUAUUAUCUCUCGCAAUACGAGGAUGUUAUCCACAAGAACCUAGCCGAAGAAGGCAAAAGAAGGAUCGCCGCCGGAAUCAGCACCGAUCAAGGUAUAUUUGGGAUUGUCAAGGAUGGGACCUUCUUAGAACCAGCGAAUUUUCCUUCACUGCCUGAAUUGGAAGAACAGAUUCGUAAUAUUACUUUAGCGUUGGGCGUGAACAUGUUAUUGCAUUCAAUCAAUGCAUUCAUAACUGUGGGCUCAGACCCCUGCAACGACAAAGGGAAAAACGGCGCCUGGCCCGAAGGAACACGCCUUUCGUGGUGUGACAAGCCUGGUGGAACGAUGCAUAACAUUGUUAUUGCAAAGGAUGAUAAGACGCACAAUGAUAUCAAUAAUGCCAAUGUCAUAAAUGAUUCCUUUUCAAUAAGUACUGAAUUGAUUGUCACUUCAUCAAUCAAAUGUCAGAACUUCAACAAAGGUUGGAACUACGUUCCCUGGGCCCAAGACAAGGGAGCUUUGCCUAAAACUGCAGAUUCAGACUGUGUUUUCAAUCUUCCAGUCUGCUAUACUCAAGAUGGGGAUGUGCAUAAGAAGAUACACAAGAAAAAGUGGACAACAGCCAAAGCUUGCAAGCAUAGUGGCCUUCCCCUGGAGUGA